AUGGAACAUGAACAAAUAUCCUCUCGUGUGAACGCAAAUGGAACAAAAAUUCAAGGAUUAUUUGAGGAACUUUUGUACCGUCCCGCCAACCCAGAACAAAUAAAUGUUCCGGAACAUUUAUUUGACGAGAAAAACUUCAAGUUGGUUCAUCGGGAGGAGCUCCUAGUAAAUGGUGGCCUUAUUGUUGCCAAAAUAAUAGGUGGUGAAGCUUCCCUUGACAAUGACCUUUUAUCUCAAAGUCAAAACUUUUCUACUCAAGAUUUUCAAGAUGGUCAGAUUGCCACAAUGGAAGAUGACAAAGAGACUGUCAUUAUUUUAAAUAUUGAAGCUUUGUAUGAUACAAGUGAUGUGCAAUCAAUUGUCACUAUUCCUGAUGAGGAACCAACUAAAUCUACAUCUGGCUGCAAUAAACGAAGAAACUCUGAUGAUGAAAAAACUUUGAAUAAAAUAGCAAAAACUGAACCGGUGAGAAAAAUUAAAAAAACAAAUUUUUCUUCUGAAUAUUUAAAAAUAGCAAAUAAAAAUCUAGAUGUUCAAAUCCGUUCACAAGAGCUACGAAUCAGAGAGGUUAUUGCUUUAGAGCGUAUUUGGGAUGCAAUUGAAAAUGCAUCUAAAGCCCAAGUAGAUGUGUCUAAAGCCCAAGUAGAAUAUUAUAAAUUUUUAAUAAAAAAAUAAAGUGUUCUAUUA
Molecule: messenger RNA, 687 nt
Organism: Hydra vulgaris (swiftwater hydra)
Lineage: Eukaryota; Metazoa; Cnidaria; Hydrozoa; Anthoathecata; Hydridae
Source: RefSeq, a predicted model, not a curated record